Manis pentadactyla (Chinese pangolin) is the source of this 2199-nucleotide messenger RNA. It is a transcript of the gene ALDH3B1, whose product is annotated as aldehyde dehydrogenase 3 family member B1. Bases 186 to 1676 code for a protein of 496 amino acids. Gene Ontology annotation, biological process: aldehyde metabolic process. NCBI's taxonomy places the organism in Eukaryota, Metazoa, Chordata, Mammalia, Pholidota, Manidae. The transcript is spliced from 11 exons. Gene Ontology annotation, cellular component: cytoplasm. Gene Ontology annotation, molecular function: aldehyde dehydrogenase (NAD+) activity. The record is from RefSeq and is a predicted model, not a curated record.
UGACAGGCAGCGGCUGGGGGCUCUGCCCCACACAGAGGCCAGGUCUCUGUAGCCUCUUCCCCCUGUUCCGACCGGCUGAAGCCUCCAGGUCUACCAGAGCAGGUGUGGCCUCCCAGGGUGACAGGCUCUGAGUGGGGGCCACAUACGAUGGUGCUGAUGGAGGCAGACACGCGGAGGACUAGGGAAUGAGCACGCAGCGGGCGUGGGCCGUGGGACAGCAUUUCUGGACUCCAGCCACCUUUGGAUCUGAGGAGAAAAUGAGCUCAGAGAUGGACCCCUUCGCGGACACACUGCGGCGGCUGCGGGAGACCUUCAGCACCGGGCGGACGAGGCCAGCUGAGUUUCGGACUGCCCAGCUCCGGGGCCUGGACCGCUUCCUGCAGGACAACAGGCAGCUUCUGCAGGAGGCGCUGGCGCAGGACCUGGGCAAGCCAGCCUUCGAGUCUGAGGUGUCUGAGGUUGGCAUCUGCCACAGUGAGAUAAACUUGGCGCUCAGGAACCUUCAGGCCUGGAUGAAAGAUGAGAAAGUGGCCAAGAACCUGGCCACGCAGCUGGACUCAGCCUUCAUCCGGAAGGAGCCCUUCGGCCUGGUGCUCAUCAUUGCCCCCUGGAACUACCCCGUGAACCUAACCCUGGUGCCCCUGGUGGGCGCCCUCGCUGCAGGGAACUGUGUGGUGCUGAAGCCUUCUGAGAUCAGCAAGAGCACUGAGAGGGUCCUGGCUGAGGUGCUGCCUCGGUACCUGGACCAGAGCUGCUUUGCCGUGAUGCUGGGUGGGCCCCAGGAGACCGGGCAGCUGCUGGAGCACAAGUUUGACUACAUCUUCUUCACAGGGAGUUCUCAAGUGGGCAGGAUUGUCAUGGCUGCGGCUGCCAAGCACCUGACGCCCGUCACGCUAGAGCUGGGGGGCAAGAACCCCUGCUACGUGGAUGACAACUGCAACCCCCAGACCGUGGCCAACCGCGUGGCCUGGUCCCGGUACUUCAACACUGGCCAGACCUGCGUGGCCCCCGACUAUGUCCUGUGCAGCCCCGAAACGCAGGAGCGGCUGCUGCCUGCCCUGCAGAACGCCAUCACCAUGUUCUAUGGCGAAGAACCCCGGGUGUCCCCGAACCUGGGCCGCAUCAUCAGCCAGAAGCAUUUCCAGCGGCUCCAGGGCCUGCUGGGCUCUGGCCGUGUGGCCAUCGGCGGCCAGACUGACGAGAGUGACUGCUACAUCGCCCCCACAGUGCUGGUGGAUGUGCGGGAGACAGACCCGGUGAUGCAGGAGGAGAUCUUCGGGCCCAUCCUGCCCAUCAUGAACGUGAGGAGCCUGGACGAGGCCAUGAGCUUCAUCAACCAUCGGGAGAAGCCCCUGGCCCUGUACGCCUUCUCCAACAGCAAGCAGGUGGUCAAGCAAGUGCUGGCCUGUACCAGCAGCGGGGGCUUCUGUGGGAACGAUGGCUUCAUGCACAUGACCCUCACCAGCCUGCCUUUCGGAGGAGUGGGUGCCAGCGGGAUGGGUAGCUACCACGGCAAGUUCUCCUUCGAUACCUUCUCCCACCACCGUGCCUGUGUGCUGCGCCAGCCCGGGAUGGAAAAGAUCUAUGCUAUCCGCUACCCACCCUACUCACCUCGCAAACUAAGGAUGCUGCUGGUGGCCAUGAGGACCCGCAGCUGUUGCUGCACCCUGCUCUGAGCCCUCCUUGGGCACCGGGACACUGAGUGACCCCCCUGGCUCACACCUCAGUCAUCCGCCACCGCCAUCCGCAACCGGUGCACAUGCGGCCUGGGGUCCACGACACGACGGGUCAAAGACCCGCCAAGGCUACAGCCCAGCCAGCCCUGGCCCUCCUCCCUCCCGGGGCUUCUCUUUCUGGGCCCUCAGCCUCCUCCCUCAGCUGCCCCCCAAAUGGGAUGGGCCAAGAGGAGGGCACACGGCAAACUGCGCAGUAGCCUGCCCUCACCCCCAUGCUAAGCCGCCGGUGUCCUGGGGGAGGAGGGCAGAUGUGCGCACCUCCGAGCCACCCCCGCCUUGUGGAGGGUGCAGAAGGAGCCGUGGCAUCCGGCCCAGGUCACACAGUGGACCUGCUGUGCCCGGGCCAUCCCUGCCCUUUCUGAGCCUGUUUCCCUACCUGCACAGCAGACAUAAUUAAUGAUCGGGGCCUCCUUAGAUCAUUGUUAGGAUUAAAUCUGGGAGCUCAAUACAUAUGAUUUGUUGA